Messenger RNA from Atta colombica, 3942 nucleotides. RefSeq lists its product as uncharacterized. Gene Ontology annotation, cellular component: cytoplasm; nucleus. Lineage: Eukaryota; Metazoa; Arthropoda; Insecta; Hymenoptera; Formicidae. Gene Ontology annotation, biological process: piRNA processing; siRNA processing; RNA methylation. The coding region runs from base 64 to 3909 and encodes 1281 amino acids. Gene Ontology annotation, molecular function: RNA methyltransferase activity; O-methyltransferase activity. The transcript has 5 exons. The record is from RefSeq and is a predicted model, not a curated record.
UACACAGAACGGUAUGAGUUUGCGGAGCGGUGUUAGGAAAAGUCGCAAAAGAUUUUUACGAACAUGGUCGGCCUACUCUUCCACGUGCUUUAUUUGCUGGGCAAGUGCAUAUACGAUAGAUAUCGCAUCAGAAAAACGAGACUCUUGCCCGAUGUCGCAUACGAAGAGGAAUUGUCCAGGUACGAUUAUGAUGCGCUCGAUGAUUCGGAAUUGGAAAAUACAUUGUGGUGGACACACGGGACAAUAGGCAACUUUUAUCCACCGGCAUAUAUACAAAGAUACUGUGCGGUGAUGAAUGUGCUCAACGAAUACAAAGGAAAAUUGUGGAAGAUUGUUGAUUAUGGUUGUGGCGAACUAGGUUUAUUGUUGUACUUGAAAGCGAUACCUGAAGUGGAGGAGAUACUUUGUGUUGAUGUGGAUAGGGAAGUGCUAGAGAGAUACAAAGAAAAAGCAGCACCGUUAAUCACAGAAUUGUUGUCCUCUCGAGAAAGGAAGCUUACAAUAGAUAUUUGUGAAGGCAGUGUAACAGACAAUGAUGUAAAAUUAAAGAAUGCAAACGCUGUAAUUUGCAUUGAAUUGAUUGAACAUUUAUAUCCAGAUACAUUAAUCGAUCUCCCUUUUAAUAUUUUUGGUUAUAUUAAACCAGAAGUAGCAAUAAUAACAACACCAAAUGUGGAAUAUAAUAUAGUAUUUCCACAUUUAUCAGGCUACAGACAUCCAGAUCAUAAGUUUGAAUGGACAAGGGAACAAUUUCAAGACUGGGCACAAAAUAUUGUGGUAAGAUACCCAUAUUAUAGAGUGACAUUUCACGGAAUUUGUAAUGGACCUGAAGGCACUGAAGAAUUUGGUGCAUUAACGCAGAUGGCAGUGUUUCACAGAAUUUCACCAAGAAAAGAUUCGAGACUAGAAAUUCUAAUGCCAGAUGAAUAUAUUCAGUUAAAAGGUCAACACUUAUUUAAUACAGUUGCUACGUAUAAGUACUCUACAGGACAUGACAUUCGUUCAGACGAACAAAAAGUACUGGAUGAAGCGAUAUAUUAUAUCAAUUAUUUAUCCUAUGAUAUAAAUGAUGAAGACAAACCCAGAAUCUAUGAAAUAUACUUGGACCGUAUAUUAAGCUUUAUGACUAAGUACACCAUUUCGACAGAAACACUGAGAUCGAUUCUAACAGAUGCAGGAUGGAGCAUUGUAGAUCGAGAAAAUGGACCAGCAGUACUUAAUCCUUCCGUGGAUUCUUAUGAAAUAUCUAGCGAUGAUAUGAACAUGGAGGAUGAUUGGGAUAAUGAAUAUGAUGAUUCUGAAGAUCCUGAUUCUACAAAUGUGGAGAAUAUAUGGGAUUAUGCAACCGGACCACCCAUAAAUGAGACAGCUGUAGAUGAAAAUGAAAGACAUUCAUCUGAGCAAAAUUCACAUAUUGAAAGUUGGCAUGAAGAACCUAAUAUUACAAAUGAGGAAAAUAGAUGGGAUGUAACUAAUCCAUCCAUAAAUGAAACAUCUGCAGAUACAAAUGAAGAAUAUCCAUCUGAACAAAAUCCGCACAUUCAGAAUUUGCAUGACAGUCCCAAUUUGACAGAUGAGGACAGGUGGGAUUAUGAAUCCGGCAUAAAUGAGACGCCUGCGUACAUCGAUGAGGAAUAUUUAUCUACCCAAAAUCUUGAUACUGAAAAUUGGUUUGAAGAACAUAAUUUUACAGAUGUAAUGAAUAGAUGGGAUAGUGAAUCUGAUGAUUCAUAUAUAAAUCAAGUAUUAGAUCAAGUAUCAGAUGCAAAUGAAUAUUCAUCUGCGCAAAAUCCUCAUAUUGAAAAUUGGCAUGAGGAAUCCAGUAUUAUCAUUCCCAAAAAUUGUUCUAUUAAUCAAGAGAACACUUAUUUAUUUGAUGGCGAAAAUGAUUUAGUAGAAGAAUCUCAACCGUUAAAAGAGCCAUAUGCAACUAAUGACGAUAUCAAACAAUCAGGAGUUAGAAAUGUAGAAUCUUUAAUAUACACUGAACGAGAAUUACCAAGUAAUUCGAUUGCUCUAACUUUAAAUGAGGUAGAAGCUCAAGUAUCUGCUUCUAAUAUGUCCGCAACAGCAUUCAGCAACAGUUUGGCAUUAAAAAUUUUAGAUGAUGAUGUUACAGUAGAAUCAGCUUUAUUACAAAAUGAUCAGAUAAAUCUAAGAACUAUGGAAGGAGUUGCUUCAAUAUCGAAUUUCCAGUCACAUAUGUCUGUUUCACGUUCAUCAACGUCACUAAAAACACUUUAUUUCAGUUCUGAGAUGAACAACUCUUUGCAAGAUUUUAGUACAUGUUAUCAAAAUGAAUCAUCAAUCAACAAUCAAUGUUUAUUGAACAGUACUUUUCAUCAAUCUGAAAUGGCAAUCGGAACAGCUAUGAAUACAGAAGAUUCGAUUGCAAAAGAUAUACCUUGUUUUAAAGAAAGUCUUCCAAAGAAAAAUACACAAGAUGAAAUAAAUUUUUUGUUACAUACUCCAGAUAAAAAUCAAACUUAUGAAAAUAAUGAUAUGACAAAUGUGAUGUCAUUAGAUGCUAGUUUUAAUAAUAAACCAAAAUAUACAAGUUCACCUCAUACACAAAUGCCCACUACCCAUAUUGUUAGAAAAAGUUUAAAAUACAAAGAAUUAAUACCCGCAAUGAAUAGCAGCGUUUUACUGGACACACCAGAAGAAAUUAAGGAAAUUGUAUCAGAUAUUAUUGAUAGUAUUUUAUUAAAAUCUAGUCAGGAGUCUAAUAGUAGUAUUACAGAAACAAUUGAACCACAUGCCACUUCUUCGAGUAGUACUUUUACAAAUAUUUCAAGACACGACAUAGAUUCUUCUGCUAGUAAUAGCACACAGCAAAACUUGUGUUUAGAAAAUAAAGAAUUUAGUGAUGUUGAUAAUUCCAUCUCUACGGAAUUAAUACAAGGUACUAAUAAAGAAUUUACAGAAAAUAUCAAUCAUGAAUCUAACAUUGUGAAUGAUAUCCAAAAUGCAGAUGCAUCCUACGUCUCAUCAUUAGGAAAUGAGAGUAUUAAUCAUAAAGAUAAAAGUGUAUAUUGUACAUUAGCAAAAACAGAUCUGACAAAAGCACACUUAGAAAAUAUAAUUAGUGACCUUGCACAGUUAAGCAUAAAGAAGAAAGAUUUAAAUCCGCCUAGAGAGUUAUUAAAUUCCAAGUCACAUAAUAUUAGCAAAUACUCUUCAUCUGAUUGUGCCAAAGAAAUUAGCAUUUUAAGAAAUGAUAAGUUUGUACCUUGUAAAAGUAGUGAAGAUACAAAUAAUGUUUUCACGUCAGCACUGAAAAAUGAAGAGAAUGUUAGUACAAGUAAAGAUGUAUCAAAUACUGUUGGAGUGAAUAAUGUUGAAGUUAAAUCAUUUUCUCCGCUUGAAACACCUCCGAACAGUUGGUCUCCCGAGAUCAUGGAUUCUGGUUAUCCAAAUUCUGUUUCCGCACAAGAUAUAACACCAGAAUACGAGUUGCCUAGCAUAGCUCAGGAUUAUAUACCAGAUUCUGAAUCGCCAAGUAUUGCGGAAGCGCCAAGACUUGGUGUUUUGGAACCGGUUGAAGUGGAAAACGGCGAUUUAGCAAAUAACAACAGAGAUGAUGAAGGUAAUAAUAUGAUGGCUGUGGAUGCUAAUGAUAUUGAAAAUUUACAACCUCUAAUUGACGUACUCGAAAACGAUCUGGAAAACGAAAACGAUAUUUACGUAAUGCAGAAUGGUUUUCCUAUAUGGUUACUGAGGAUAUUAGAUAUGGCAAAUCCGCUUGAUUUUGAUAUGCAAGCUCGACAAAAUCUGAGAAUUCCUGAUGAGGCUGCAGACGAUGUUAACUAUGUAGGUCAAGAUGAAGGUUUUGAUAGCAGUUCUUCAGAAAGUGAGAGUGAUGUAGCUUACAAUGAAAUGGAAAAUGAUAAUGGAUAUGGUAAAUAAAAAGAUUUGUCUUAAAGAGAAAAAGAAAGAAAA